This is a messenger RNA of Rhincodon typus (whale shark), 1682 nucleotides long. Its product is annotated as vesicle-associated membrane protein 5-like. Lineage: Eukaryota; Metazoa; Chordata; Chondrichthyes; Orectolobiformes; Rhincodontidae. The annotation marks the transcript as partial. Gene Ontology annotation, cellular component: plasma membrane; SNARE complex. Gene Ontology annotation, molecular function: syntaxin binding; SNAP receptor activity. The record is from RefSeq and is a predicted model, not a curated record. The transcript is spliced from 2 exons. Gene Ontology annotation, biological process: vesicle-mediated transport; vesicle fusion.
CUAUUCCCCGUCUCUCGUUGUCAUCCCGUUGCUUUGCAGGGUACAAAUGACUCCGAGGUUGUUAAACUGCAGCGACAAACAGAUGAGGUGGUGGAAGUGAUGUACGCUAACGCGAAUAAAGUCAAGGAACGGGGAGGCAAACUGGAAGUCCUGGACGACAGAGCUGAGAAGCUGCAGGAGGCGGGGAAACUGUUUCAGAAGACAGCAAAGCAGGUCACUGUGCAGGAAGCGUCCAGGAACAGGAGGUGGAAAAUUAUCAUCGGAGUGGCCGUGGCUGUUGUCGUCAUCGUCAUCGUCGCCGUCGUUGUAGCAACUUCUUCUCAGAAAAGUCCGCAUCCAGCCGAUGCUUUUGUCAGAAUGGCAACGACGGAGGCCAACCAGCACUGACCGUUGUGAUCUGGGUUGACUGGGUGUUGAGAGAGACGUGCCCACUCGAUUGUCCGUUGCUACCCUAGAACAUAGCGCCUUUAAACUGUGGAAAUUAGACGUUAGAAACUGAACCGCUACCACGAAGCGACGAUCGACGUCGUUCACACCCCUAACCACCCCCCCAAAACCUUUGUCGCGGUUUUAAAUUAUUUCCUGGCCUAUUUUGUUGCAAAAUGCGGCCGGAUUUCACGUUUGCAAUGACAUUUGGGAUGCGCGGGUGGAUUGUUCCAUUAGUCUGCGUUUCGAGCUGCUUGCACCGCAGUACCUGCAGACUGUUUCGACGGGGAAAAUCAGGUCCUGGGGUCGCUUAAUGAUUUCGUACUGACCUGACAAUCCGGCGGGGAGGGGGGGGUUAAUGACCUCCUGACCUUCCAGACUGGGUCAACCAUGUUCGACGAAACCAGGCAGCUUGCGGGCCUAGAAAGGAUUGGCCACGGGAGUAACUGGACCGUGUGUCGAAAAUCCAACUGUUUUCGCUCAGGGAAUCCGUGAUUCCGAAUUGGUCUGAUCCUAACGUCUAUAACUCCCCUUUUCCCCCCACCUCCCCCUCCACCCCGCCAAAACCCUGCCCCACCAUCGACAAGUCAGGAGUGUGAUGGAAUUCGUCCCAAUUUCCUGUAGACUUUGGGUGGCUCGCUUAAUUGGCAACCCAUCCACCGAGCUUCAACAUUCGCUCCUUCGUCCACCAGCGGCUAAACUGUUGGGUCACAGAAGAACUGCCCAUUAUGGCCACGCUGGCCCUCUGGGCAUUUUAGCUCAGUGCCAAUCACCUGCCCUUUCUCCCCAUCAUUGUUUCUGCGUAAAUAGCCAUUUGAAGUCCUCUUGGAUGCUUUACUUGCUUCCAGGCAGUGCAUUCCAGACCCUAACAGCUCGCUGUACGCGCGCAGCGGGGCGUACCGUCUACAAAAUGACGUCCUACCGAGGCUCCUCCCUUGCAAAAUGGCGACCUGGACCAUCCAGGGGGCCCAGGAACAGCAGACGGAUGGGAACACCGCCGCAUCCAAGUUCCCUCUCUGAGCUGCGCACCGUGCCAACUCGUUCACCACCUCCUCCAAGGCAAUGGGCAUUAAGUCGUGGUCUACCCACCGUGGUCCGCCAUCUAAGAUCGGUGACUCAAACUGUACGGCCGAACCCCGAGCGUACGCUGAAGUACGACAGGGACAAACUGCAGCUGAUGGGGGUCUCCCCAGAAUUCUACCCCCUCCCCCCACCCCACUAGACCACAAAAAUAAAAGUUAGGAAUUAUUCUCGGA